This is a messenger RNA of Cimex lectularius (bed bug), 2962 nucleotides long. RefSeq names its product nuclear pore complex protein DDB_G0274915-like. Bases 178 to 2796 code for a protein of 872 amino acids. NCBI's taxonomy places the organism in Eukaryota, Metazoa, Arthropoda, Insecta, Hemiptera, Cimicidae. The record is from RefSeq and is a predicted model, not a curated record. The transcript is spliced from 8 exons.
CGGUAAUAUGCAAUGUAACCUACCGAGGGGUUAUAAUGGCGGCACGAGGCCGGCCGCACCCCGUUAUCUCAUGAACGAGUCGAUUUAGUCGAUCCCGCUUUGCGAACGGGCUUCACGAGUUGUCCGACAAUUCUUCACAUCUGCGACACACGCGUUUAAAGAGAACCAGGAGAGACGAUGUCCUGGCCGUUCCAGGCGAGCGCGAGCGGCCUCUUCGCCGGCUACGACUCCAGGAGGUCGAACAAGACGUCUCAGGACAAUUUGGACGAUUCAUUGAGCAAUGAGGGUGGUAAGCGUUGGGUGCACAACAGCGACAGCGACCGGCUCGGCGUAGGCCAGUUCCCGUGGUUUGGCGACCAACAAGAGGCGUCCGUCAGGAACCCCAUGACGCCUAAACAGGUGAAGAUACGCUUGUCAAAGCCCGGGAGCCGGUUCACUGGCCUGUCCGACUCUUCGAUUGAUGAAUCGCGGGAAGAAGCGAGCCAGAAAGGCGAAUCGUCUCGCAACGUGGUCCAAGCACUCAAGGAAAUAUGGAGGAAGCGUGCUUCCGGGCGGGUCGAUGAAAGUGAAGAUUCGUUCAAAAGGAGCAAAUCAGAGCAUCAUCACAACCUUUAUAUGUCUCAACUUGAGAACGACAGUUUCAUCGAUGCUGAUCAGAAUAGGAGCGGUAAUGAAAGAAAUACAAAUAACAGAGAGGAUGUACCGAAUGGGGAGGAGAAUCGCAACGGUAAGAGGUCGCGUUUACCGAACGACACAGCCGGUCCUCAGCCAAAACGUAGGAACAACGAAAUACUCAGCUCGCUCAGCUCAAGCGUCGGUCUGCUCGGGCUUUACCACCUCGUCCCCGUCCGUCGCAAACGUGUGAAGAUGAGCAGAAAGAGAGAAAAGAGUAUGGAUAAGGUCAAGGAGGAGAUGCGAGUGAAGAUGACGGACACAAUGGAAGACAAGUGCAUUGGUACGGAUAAAGUUGAAGAUAUUCCGAAACCGGCUCCUGUCCAGGCGAAAGUCAUCGUCCAACCUCCUGCUGUACCCCCUCAAGAAGAAACCUACAGGAGACGCUCUCCUAUUAGAGAAAGGAAUGUGACCGAUGCAGCGGCGAAGACCAUUUUGUUGUCGGCGCUGAGUAAGUUUGCACAUGUUUAUCCAGAAAUGACGCCAGUUCCGAAGCCAGGGCUGAUGGGUCCGGAAGAACCGCCAUCGGCUGCGCCACCGCCAAAGCAGGAGUCACCAGGCUUGUCUGGAUUCCAGCUCAGCACAAUUGCCCAGCUCGCCAAGAAAGCCGAACAGACAAGUAUGAAACCGUCUGACUCUACAACGCCAUUUGCCAUUUCCACCAGUGCUGCCAGUUCUUCGUUUUCAUUUAUGGCGACCUCAGCUGCAACAUCUGCCUCCAAGCCUGAGGUAAAUUUAAACUUCAUCAAACCUCCGGAGCCGAGUAAAUUUAAAGAUGAUUCGACCAAGACAGUCACGCCAAUGUCUCCUACAACGCCGGUUGAUGUCAGCAAGUUCAAUUUAACACCGACGAGUUCGACUUCAACAACGCAAGUCGCUCCUGUCGGAUUUUCAUUUGGUACGACGACUUCUUCGGAUUCUACACCAAAAAUGUCGAGUUUUGUUUUCGGUGCUAAGGAAGACAAGGAAACAAAAGAGCCGGAGAAAAAAGAAGCACCUAAAUUGAUUGGAAUCACUGCUCCAGUGCAGAAAGAUCCUGUAGAAACACCAAAGUUUGUUUUUUCAUCAACUACAACAGAAGCACCGAAAUUUGGUGCAACCAUGGCAAUGACAAAGUCGAUUUUUACUGCUACCCAGUCAAAUUCAUUCACAAGUCCAGCCGUGGAGAAAAUUCCGGAAAAAGAACCUGAUAAAACAUCUUUUUCCACAGCAGGUGGUUUUACAUUUAACAAGAGUACAACACUGGCCGUGCCAAAUUUUCCAUUCGGCAGUGGUAAAACAGACAAGCCGCAGUUUCAGUUUGGUACUACAAGUACGAAGCCUGGAGAAUCAGGAGGUUUUGGUAAUCUAUUUUCUGCGACAACAUCCAGUUCUUCUCUUUUCAAUGCUACCCCAACGACCACGACGACGGGUCAGUCUUUCACCCAGCCCUCUUCGAGUUUCAACUUCAGCGCACAGAAGCCUGAAGAGAAAGGCGGCUUCAAGUUUCAGUUCGGAAAACCUUCAGAGCCAGCUAAGUCAACGGCUUUCAAUUUCACAGCAGCGUCGACAUCCUCGUUCAGCAGCACACCGUCAGCCCCCACAGCGACUUUCGGCACAGCAGCUGCGACGCCGUCAACGACUGUGUCUACAUUUAACAGUAGUAUGUUCACACCGAGCUUCAGCACGCCAGGGACAUCAACAACGGGGGCAUUCGGAUCGACUUCGAUGCCUACUUUCGGUGCGGCGCAGCCAGCCUCUUCAGCCCCGCAGUUUGGUACUACGCAAACGGCGCCAACAUUUGGAACUCCGACGUCCAAUUUUGCGACACAGAGUUUUGGCUCAUCAUUCAACCAGUCAACGCCGUUCACAUUCGGUGCCCAGUCAACGCCCAAGCCUGCUUUCAACUUCACGGCGAGCACGCCACAACAGCCCCAACAACCUCCCGGUAUGUUCCAGUUUGGCGCGCAACAGAACCAGACGACUAACGCUGCUCAACCAUUCUCGUUUAACGCUGGAGGUUUUAGCUUUCCUACUGGAGGAUUUGUACCGGGUGUUGGAGGGCAAAUGUUCAACAUGGGAAGUGGUAGCGUGACAGCAAGGAGCCGUCACAUGCGCAAUCGUAAGAAAACAUUCACCAGGUGAAAUACCAGCGCUAAGGUGAGAUCGUAGAGGACGUUGUAAAAAGUAACAAAAUCCAAUUUGUAUUUAUUUUUUGUUUUUCCUAUGCUGGACUUUGUUUUCAAGGGUUGCACUUAAUAAGCGUCAACAUUGAAUUUUUUUAAAAAUAUAUAUAAGUUUUUUUUCUCAC